CCAGUCUCUGGAUCCAGCAGCUCCAUGUCCAGUGCGCACGCUCCCUGCGCAGCGGCAGCCAUGUUGGAGCCACAGUGGAGUCGGGCUGGGAUCUUCUGACGCCGCGUAUGUUUUUCCUCAGAAAUCUGCUUCUCCUACGUUGUCGGGCUUCGUCGAACGAGCGCGAUCGGCGCCGCAGUCGCCAGUGGACACGAUGAACUCCAGCGUCGACCUGUCCCGGCGGAAUCCGCAGGAGGAUUUCGAGCUGAUCCAGCGGAUCGGAAGCGGCACAUACGGAGAUGUGUACAAGGCUCGUAACGUAAACACAGGGGAGCUGGCUGCUAUCAAAGUCAUCAAACUGGAACCGGGUGAGGACUUUGCUGUCGUCCAGCAGGAGAUUAUAAUGAUGAAAGACUGUAAACACUCCAACAUUGUUGCCUAUUUCGGCAGUUAUCUCCGGAGAGAUAAGUUAUGGAUCAGUAUGGAGUACUGUGGAGGAGGGUCUCUACAGGACAUCUAUCACGUAACCGGGCCUUUGUCAGAGUCACAGAUAGCCUACAUGUCGCGUGAGACCCUGCAGGGUUUGUACUAUCUACACAACAAAGGCAAAAUGCACAGAGACAUCAAGGGAGCCAACAUCCUCCUGACAGACAACGGCUAUGUUAAACUAGCUGACUUUGGUGUAUCGGCCCAGAUCACAGCAACUCUUGCCAAGAGGAAGUCAUUCAUUGGAACUCCUUAUUGGAUGGCUCCAGAGGUAGCAGCAGUGGAGCGGAAAGGAGGCUACAACCAGCUAUGUGAUAUCUGGGCUGUGGGCAUCACUGCAAUAGAGUUGGCCGAACUACAGCCACCCAUGUUUGACCUGCACCCCAUGAGGGCUCUGUUCUUAAUGACCAAGAGUAAUUUUCAACCUCCGAAGUUGAAAGAUAAACUCAAGUGGACAAAUAACUUCCACCAUUUUGUCAAACUCGCUCUGACCAAGAACCCAAAGAAGAGGCCCACAGCUGAGAAACUCCUGCAGCACCCUUUUGUGUCGCAGCCACUCAGCAGAACACUGGCAAUAGAGCUCUUGGACAAAUCCAACAACCCCGACCACAGCACCUUCAACGACUUCGACGAUGACGACCCUGAACCUGAGUCUCCGGUCUCUGUUCCUCAUCGUAUUCGUUCCACCAGCAGGAGCACAAGGGAAGGGAAGACGUUGUCUGAGAUUAACUUCGGUCAGGUGAAGUUUGAUCCUCCGUUGAGAAAAGAGACAGAGCCCCACCAUGAGCCGUGUGAUUCUGAGCCCUAUCUGGACUGUGUUGAGGAGCUCUACUAUACCGCGAGAUCUAAUCUGGACUUACAGCUGGAGUAUGGACAUGAUUCACCAAGUCUACUGGGAGGAAACAAGAGUCUUCUCAAAUCUGUGGAGGAAGAGCUUCAGCAGAGUAAAUCGAGCACCAUCAUGAGGCCAAAGGUCCCACCCCCGCUGCCACCCAAGCCCAAGUCCAUCUGCUCGUCCCUGCAGCAGCAACAACUGAAACAAGACGACAGCCAAUCCCACAGUGAGGAUGACAGCGGAGGGGGAGGAACCAUCAAACGCCGUCCGGUUCUGCAGACGUCGAGUCCGGCCAAGCCCGCCUCCAACGUCCCUCCGCGGCCCCCACCCCCGAAGCUGCCGCCCCAUCGCCGCAGCAGCUUAGGUAACGAGAGCCCAAAGCGCACGGACGGCGAAAACUCUGCCCCAGACGAUGAUGGGAGCUUUAGGCAUUUCUGGGAGUGGCUCCACACGCCUCACACAGAGGAGGAGCUGGAGGAGGCAUGGGAGGUGCUGAAGGAGGUGAAAGAGGAGGAGGAAAAAAAGGAGGAGAAGGAAGCGAGUAACGGGCUGAACUCUCCACACAAUGGCGAGAGGGACAGUCCGGCAGAGAGACAGUCCACCAUGCCCCCUAGUGUCCCCAUACGGAAAGACAAGAAGGAUGUUACAAUGCCAAUCAGUAAUGGUCUCCCACCUACACCUAAAGUCCAUAUGGGAGCAUGUUUCUCAAAGGUGUUCAAUGGUUGUCCUCUGAAAAUCCACUGUGCCACUUCAUGGAUCAACCCAGACACCAGAGACCAGUAUUUGAUAUUUGGAGCUGAAGAGGGGAUCUACACAUUAAACCUUAAUGAGCUGCAUGAGACCACGAUGGAACAGCUCUUCCCACGAAGGUGUACCUGGUUAUAUGUCAUGAACAAUUGUCUUCUCUCCAUAUCUGGAAAAGCGUCCCAGCUGUACUCUCAUACCCUGAGCGGUCUGUUCGAACAGGCCCGGCAGUUACAGAAGUUACCCGUAGCCAUUCCCACACACAAGCUGCCUGAUAAGAUGAUUCCCAGGAAGUUUGCUGUGUCCAAUAAGAUUCCUGACACUAAAGGAUGCCAAAAGUGCUGCGUUGUGCGUAACCCAUACACAGGUCAUAAGUAUCUGUGUGGAGCCUUCCAGUCCAGCGUCAUGCUGUUGGAGUGGGUGGAGUCCAUGCAGAAGUUCAUGCUCAUCAAGAACAUCGACUUCCCGCUGCCGUGUCCCUUGGAGGUCUUUGAGAUGCUGGUGGUCCCGGAGCAGACCUACCCUCUGAUCUGCGUGGCCGUCAGUAAAGGCACCGAACUCAACCAGGUGGUUCGGUUCGGCACAGUCAACCCCAACUGUACCUCCUCCUGGUUCACAGAAGCAGACACACCACAGACGUGUGUGAUCCACGUCACUCAGCUAGAGAGAGACACUAUCCUCGUCUGCCUCGACAGGUGUAUAAAGAUAGUGAACCUGCAGGGGCGCUUGAAAUCCAGCAGAAAGCUUUCAGCCGAGCUGACGUUCAACUUCCAGAUUGAAGCCACGGUUUGUCUCCAAGACAGUGUCCUGGCUUUCUGGAGGCAUGGCAUGCAGGGACGGAGCUUCAAGACCAACGAGAUCACCCAGGAGAUCUCUGACAGCACACGCAUCUUCAGACUACUGGGAUCAGACAGAGUUGUGGUGCUGGAGAGCAGGCCGACAGACAACCCUACAGCCCACAGCAACCUCUACAUCCUGGCAGGCCAUGAAAACAGCUACUGAGACACACACACUCACACACACAAACACAAUCUCUAAACAGCAUACCACUGAUGCAACCGGGAGACACACUCAGUCCAACGAUAUCGCUAUCCCACCCGUCUCCACCUUCUCACUGGGCAGUGUAACUGGGAGACGAGCAGUUUGUGGGUGCAGACGUGGAUUCCCUCUCGUUUAAAAUGCACCGCAGUGUUUUUAUGUGUAUCAGUUGAGCAUGUUGUAGAAGGACAGCGGGUUGUGGGCUGGUUUCUGAUGGGGCGAGGGUUGAAGCAGCUGGUCUGAGGCCAGUCUGGGUCACGGUAGCUGGGGGGGUCUCUUCUCUGCAAGAACGACUUCAGCCCAGAAUCCUGAUAGCAUCCCACCUCCCCCUGCAUACAGCACACUGGGAAAACAGCGUCCAGCACAGAAGUUCAACACUACUUCUUCUACUACUUCUACACACAUUAGUACUACUACUACUACUGCUACUUGCGCUAAGCUUCACAGAACAGCCAUCUUGCACAGAAAACCUUCCCUUCCCCCCUUUGUCGUCUUUUCCUCUGUCUCCUCCUCCCUCUUUCCCUUCCUCUUUUUCUUUUUUUUUUAAACUACACCUUUAUUUAUUGUGGCAUGAUGUAACUUUAACAACCAGGAUGGCUUUCCUGUUUUAUUAAUUUUUUUUUUUUUAAAGGAUAAAAAAGAGAAAACGGACUAAAAAAGCUUCGCCACCUCUGCUAGAAUCCAAUUCCAGUACCAUCACCACACCACACAAGUGCUUAAUUGACCUCUAUUUAAUUGUUGUAAAUAUAAAUGUAGUAUUUUUUGACAGAGACAAACACUAAAAAGACUAAGGUCGUGUAGAUAGGUGUGUGUAUAGUUGCUCUGUACAACUGUGGAGACAAAUAUAGAGACAGAGACGUUGGAGGUGUCACAGGGCAGUAAAUUCACUUCCUGUUUCCCUGAUCAUGUGACGAGGUCCAGGAAGCGAAGACCCCCGCAGUCUCCUCAGGUGGACAGCUGUAGUCGUCUGAUAUUAUUCUAAUAAGGAUCUGGAAGCUCAGGAUCGGACUGAGCAAACACAGGAAGCGGCACUGAUUGGUCAUUUUCAUCCUGCAUGCGUCGCCAUCCAGACUUCCUGCUUGUUUGCACCAUAGCGACUGUUGUCAGGUCAGCGUACAUUUUGAGUUCUGUUCAUUUACGUUUCUGUUUCCUGUCUCAACUUCAUCUUUUUUUUUUUUAUUCUAUUUUAAUCAGAAAGCCUUUUUUUUUUUUUUUUUAAAUUUUUUUUUUUUUAUUGAACCACUGGUGUUAAAAUUUUGCACAGAGAAAAAAACGUAUUUGAUAAACAAAUGUGAUGUCAUCAUAUGACCUUGUUUGUAUGCACAGUGUGUGUGUGAGUGUGUGUGUAUAUGUGUGUGCAUAGACAUAGAAUCUGCACAUAUGAGUGCAUCGUACACAGAUCUGGUCUGUAAGUCACAGUUUCUGCCUGAAGCCCCUUUAAAAAAAAAAAUCUGGAUUUACACAGAAAGAAAAAUUGUUUAUAUUUAUACAGUAAAUUGGUUUAAAUGAAACAUCAUCCAUAACUAAACAAGGAGAUUCCAAAUUAAAAUAAUAACACAAAUACUAGAAUGGCACUUGUUAGAAAUUCCAGUCUCCACAUUUAAAUUCAGAUCCAUCAAUUAAUUCCUGGAAGUUGCUAAAAACGUUAAGGAAAGAGAGUAAAAGUAAUUUUUGUAGUUUUAGUGUGAUCCAGCAGAGAAACAAACAAACGCACAGGAGCACACGACCUCCUUUACCGAGUGGUAAUAAUUAUUUCAUAGACUUCUCUGUAUUAACAGCAUCAGAAACGUUUGGAUCAAAUAUUACGAUAAUGUUUCUGAAUUCUAAAACAAGGACAAUAACAUUCUUUGUCCUGCUUAUAGACAGAAUAUUGGGCUGAUCGAUCAGAUGCCAUUUUGAUUUCUGUGUAAAUCCUUCGUCUUCAACGUUCACUGCUGUGACUUUAUCUAAGGGACACUACAUGCAUGCAGACGUGCACCGUGUGCUUGUGUGUGGGAGGGCACACGGCCGUCUUUACAAGCUGUGACACUCGAGGUUUCUCUGACACUAGUUUAGAUCAACAUAAGAAGAUGCAGUCACCGACCGUGAAAUCAGAGCUGUGACUAUUUGGCUUAAUUUUUCAAGUCACACACUUCUCAGUCAUUUCUUCGAUUGGAUGCACAGGUGUGAGCUGCAGAAAGUGAACCAGUCAGAUAAACAAGAGACGUGUACGCCGGAACAUCGAGUUCAUACACAAAACAAAAGCACACAAGUGACUCUUGAUGCAGUGAUAACGAUGAUCCCUGCUGUGUGAACUGGGAUUUCUCUGGUUGAUAGAAACUUAAAACUAGAAGUACGCUGCGACCUUGUGAAAUCGGUAUCUGACGCCACACGGGGCGAUAAAUCCUGCUUCCUGUGAAAUCUAGUGCUUUGACAUUUACGUCCCUUGAUCCAAACGCAAUUCAAUGCUAGACUAUAAAAUGGUAUCGUAGAUGAAAAUAUUUAUUACAUCAUCAGUGCUAAAGCUAAAGUUCAACUGACCCCUGCUGACGGGCAGCGGCGAAAACCGUAGCAGCUUCCUGCUCCUCCUCUUCUUACCCUUUUGUGUUCAGUGAAACGAGUCGCAUCAGUGACGCCGCAGCACGUCCGUCCUCCAGACAUCACACCUGUGCGCCUGCACGCUCUGCCACCGUUCCACCAUGAUUUACUGAUCAGAUCCUCUCACUGGAUUCCAGCUCCUGAUUCGUUGUGUUGAAUAUCGAGGGUGUGAAUUCACUGUGAGGAUAGAAUUGAUUUGUCUGUGUUGUUUUAAAAUCACCUGUGCACAAAUAUCGAUCAUUCAAUUCGUUAGUACGACAUUAAACUGCCAUGGAGUGAACGUAGAGCAGAAACUUCUUCAUCAUAGUUUUGUAGAAUCUCAAUGCUGUGUGUAAUUUGACUUUAAAUCAUAGACUGUAUAUUAAGACGGACACUUCCUCCCAUUGUAGAAAAAUGAAGCCAGAGUAUCUUGGAAACAGACGUCACCAUCCUGCGCUUUUGACGUCAUUCGGGUUCAUCUCAUUAAAUAACUAAGUAAAACCAAACCAACUGGAAAAUGAACAUUUGAACAUACUUCAGUGAAAAUGACAGAAACUUUACCUUUUUAGUUUGGCCCAUGUCCCAUCCACUAACGUGGAGGAAGCAGGAGCCGUCAUGUCGUCCAUCUUUAUAUAUUCAGUCUAUGAAUUAAACCAAACGCCAAACUUGCUGAACUCCUCGGGCGACUGUCGCUUCAGAAAAACAAGCAAACGUGGAAAUUCAUUGCCAUUAUUUGGACUCGCCUCGAAAGUGAGUCCCCAACCCGGUCGAGGGAUUUAGCCACAAUCAUGCUAAAACAUUAGCGUCUUGCCAAGAUCCGUUAAUACAGAUGAGAGUGUCAGAGCUGCGGCCAAGUUCUAUUCACACAAUCAGCGUCUUUUACAAAUGUGUUCAUUCAGCAUCAAAAAGAGAAUUCAGUUAUUCUAAAUAUACUGAUUAUUCACUUUUGAUAUUAAGGAUCAGUUCUCUUAUAUCUCUUGAUUUUAGCAGCGUGUCAUGACCAAGUCUGUUUCCAGUUCAUCGUACAUUUGGAAGAAAUUCAUCAAACUUAUGUCAAAGAACACACAGUUUAUGGAUUUUACGUUAUUUUUAAUUUAAUGCCAAAAUAUACUAUGAUAAUAAUAUAAUAAUUAUUAAAUUUCACUCUCUAUCACAGCAGCUCAUCUAAAAUCGUUAAAAGUAUGUUUGUUUGUUUUCUGUGGGUUCAUUCAGUUUUAUUUUUUGGGGGAAACUCUCUUGCAGAAUAACAAUGUGUCUCCGUUGGAUUGAACGAUGCUUCUGUGAUUUUUCUGAUUUUAAUCUAUGAACCUGUAAAGCAGGUGCCAACUCGGCCUUCCAUUGAUUGUUGUUUCAUGAGCUCAACUUCUCCUGGGUCAAAUCCUGUGUGACGGUAAUUCACAGUGAUUGUUUUGAGAUGACGUGGACACCAGAUAUGUGGACGUCUUGAAUGAAAACUCUGGAUGGAGGUCAACUCCGCAUACUUGGUUCCAGUCGGAUGAAACUAAACACAGAUGAGUUAUUUAAAAACCCAGUUUGAUCCGGGAAUCCUCCCAAUAUUCCACAAAACACACGUCUCCUCUGUUCUGUCGCUAUCACACCACCUUUGUCUUUUUGUUUUCAUAAUGCAAUGCACAUGUUAUGAAAUGUAUAUAGUGUAAAAUAAAAAAUGGGUUUGUUUUACAUACUGUAUAAUUGCCUAUAUUUUGUUUCAGAAGUGUAACAGAUUUAUGAGAUGACAGGUUAACACAUUAAAAAGAAGGAACUCAA
Messenger RNA from Paralichthys olivaceus (Japanese flounder), 7405 nucleotides. RefSeq names its product mitogen-activated protein kinase kinase kinase kinase 3. Gene Ontology annotation, biological process: protein phosphorylation; intracellular signal transduction. Gene Ontology annotation, cellular component: cytoplasm. The record is from RefSeq and is a predicted model, not a curated record. Lineage: Eukaryota; Metazoa; Chordata; Actinopteri; Pleuronectiformes; Paralichthyidae. Gene Ontology annotation, molecular function: ATP binding; MAP kinase kinase kinase kinase activity.